AUGGACAUAUGGGGGCUUUUAGCUUUGAAGGAAAGCAGUGAUAAGCCUGACAAGCGUGGUUAUUGCAAUAAAUUCCUCUAUAAUGGAAGUGCUCACGUACAGAAGUGGACUAUUAUGCGCUCGUGUACUUUAUUGAAAGAUACUCGUUUAUUAGGAUCAGUCAUUUUUUAUGAAACGCAAAGUUCUUUGGUCAAAAAUAAGAACAAGUUCACAGUUGUUAAUCAACUGGACAUAGAAAAAAAAAUCGUACCAAAAGCGGAUUGGCUGGUUGGUGCUUACACAAUGGAAACUUGA
Molecule: messenger RNA, 294 nt
Organism: Parnassius apollo (apollo)
Lineage: Eukaryota; Metazoa; Arthropoda; Insecta; Lepidoptera; Papilionidae
Source: the annotation of a GenBank genome assembly